This is a messenger RNA of Anguilla rostrata (American eel), 10270 nucleotides long. RefSeq names its product AT-rich interactive domain 2 (gene arid2). Gene Ontology annotation, molecular function: DNA binding. The coding region runs from base 650 to 5653 and encodes 1667 amino acids. Gene Ontology annotation, cellular component: SWI/SNF superfamily-type complex. The transcript is spliced from 21 exons. The record is from RefSeq and is a predicted model, not a curated record. Lineage: Eukaryota; Metazoa; Chordata; Actinopteri; Anguilliformes; Anguillidae. Gene Ontology annotation, biological process: regulation of DNA-templated transcription.
AUAUGAUGGCAAAAUAAUAAUCGCUUCUCCAGUUUUAACUGUGACCAAGUAACUUCCAAAUGACCACCCGCACAAAAAUUCAGCUUUGGUGUUCUGCUGAACAAGAAAUCGGUAGUUUUCUGCUUAAAAUGAUUUGGGAAGUUUAAGAUGAGCCCUUAGAAAGAAAACACUGUCUAUUGUUCUAAUAAACCGUUUUGGAUAGUGCAUUUCCGUUGUUUCUAGUAGGGGGCGCUGCAAUGGCUUUGGGCCUUCGGAUCUUUUUGUCUGAGAACUAGAUCCCGCUGCCGCUUUACAGUGUGUGCGAUUGCUUGGAACCGCGUCUGUAUCACACUGUCAGACCACUCUGAAACGAACACAACUGCAACCAAAACAAUUAAUUGACCAUCUAGUACAAUGACAAUUUUAGUUCGCCUUCAAAAUCGAUCCUAAUUCGAAUGUUUUUUUGAAGUUCCCGUAGGCUAAAUCGGCUUCUGUUUUCUGUGUGCAUAUCAGUCAUUAUUAGCAAGCUAGCCAUCGCUCGUUCUCUUAUUUCUUUAACUUUUUUUUAAACACUCGGCUUCGCGAAUGACUGCGCGCCGGCGGACUAUGGGAUCCUUGGUGUCUUAGGAAGCAUACGAGUGGGAUUUUAACUGGUUUUAACUAAUAAAAAAUGGCUAAUUCGACGGGGAAAAUUCAACCAGAUCAUCGAAGGAAAGGACUGGCUUUCCUGGACGAGCUGCGGCAGUUUCACCAAAGCAGAGGAUCACCGUUUAAGAAGAUCCCCUUCGUUGGUGGGAAAGAGCUUGAUCUUAAUGCUCUCUAUACCAGAGUCGUUUCUUUAGGCGGAUUUGCAAAGGUUUCAGAGAGGAAUCAAUGGUCCGAACUCGGUGAAGAUUUUAAUUUUCCCAAGAGUUGUUCCAACGCUGCCUUUGUUCUGAAACAGUACUACCUUCGCUAUUUAGAAAAGUAUGAAAAAGUCCACCACUUUGGAGAGGAUGAGGAGGAAGUACACCCAGGUAAUCCUAAACCAUCUCUUCCAAUCGGUGCGAUCCCCUGCUCCUACAACUACCAGCAACACACUGUAUCAGAUUACCUUCGCCAAAGCUAUGGUCUGUCAAUGGAAUUUUCUCCACCAUGUGACUACAACAAACUGGUGCUGUCUCUGCUGUCGGGCCUCCCAAAUGAGGUGGACUUCGCCAUCAAUGUGUGCACCCUCCUCUCCAAUGAGAGCAAGCACGUCAUGCAGCUGGAGAAGGACCCCAAACUUGUCACGCUACUGCUCGCUCAUGCUGGAGUCUUUGAGGACUCUUUGGGAAGUUUCUCUGCUGUUUUUGGGGUGGACUGGAAGGAGAAGACGUCCCGGGACUUUAUGAAGUUCUGGAAGGACAUUGUGGAAGAUCCAGAAGUAAGGGACCUCAUCUCAGACAAAAGCCACAGAUCACAAGAUGGAACAGCGAGGGAGGAAAGUGAGGUCUCCCUCUUCCACCCUCCUCGGAACAUGGGCAUCAGUGACAUCGAAGGGCAGCGGGUGCUCCAGAUUGGCGUUAUUUUGCGAAACCUUUCAUUUGAGGAAGCAAACGUCAAACUUUUGGCAGCUAACCGCACUUGUCUGAGAUUCCUUUUAUUAUGUGCUCACUGUCAGUUCAUUUCGCUACGGCAGCUGGGACUGGACACUCUUAGCAAUGUGGCAGGGGAGCUUCAGUUGGAUCCUGUUGAUUUUCGAACAACUCACCUCAUGUUUCACACCAUCACAAAAUGCUUAAUGUCGAAGGAUAGAUUUUUGAAAAUGAGGGCCAUGGAGAUAUUGGGAAACCUCUGCAAAGCUGAGGACAAUGGUGUUCUCGUCUGUGAGUACGUGGACCAGGAGUCGUACAGAGAGGUCAUCUGUCACUUGACUCUUCCCGAUGUCAUGCUUAUCAUCUCCUCCCUGGAGGUGUUAUAUCAGCUGGCUGAGCUGGGGGAGGUCACCUGCACAAAGAUUGCUUCUGUGGACAGGAGUAUAGAUUUGCUGGUGCGUCUGGUUUCGGUUGACCUCCACACUUUCGGACCAGACGCGCUGACUGCAGUCAAGUUGAUCGAGCAUCAGAACGCCAGCAGCCAGGUGGGGUCAGAGGUGCGACCACAGCUGGUGGAGCGGCUACCAACACAGAUGCAGGGGACACCACCUGCACCAGCACCGAGAAAUCCAGUUCAGUCUCCUCCUCCUGGAAUUGUGGAAAUUGAUGGAGAGAAGUUUGCAACUCAGUGGCUAAAUGCGCACUUUGAAGUUCAUAGUGACAGCUCUGUCUCCCGGUCAGAAAUGUACUCUGAGUACCUGUCCACCUGCAGCAGAAUGGCACGUGGCGGGAUUCUCACUUCCUCUGGAUUCUACAAGUGUUUAAGGAGCAUCUUCCCAAACCACACGGUAAAGCGAAUGGAGGAUUCAAAGACAAGUGGUCAGGCCCACAUCCAUGUGGUCGGAGUCAAAAGGAGGGCCAUCCCACUCCCCAUCCAGCUGUACUACCAGCCACUGCCUCCACCCACCCCUGUACCUCGUCAGGAGGCACCACAAGAACCUCCCCAGGCACCCUCUACAGGCUUGCCACAAUGCCCUCCAAGUUUGGGUGGCCUGUUCCAGCAGACAGCGGUCAGUAGCCUUACAGCCAAUCCAGCAGCCUCCCGGCUGGCCUUUCCUAUCCAAGGGGCCCCCAGCUCAUCUCAGACUGUUCCCAGGACACCCCUAACCCAGCAGCAGCUGUCCCAGGGUGCUGGCAAGCCAGGAGACAUCUCAAAACCUGUGAAAGUCCAGAGCUCCUCCUCUGCCUCUGUCCAAAACCAUACAGCCAUCCACCAGGCUGCGGUCAAUGUGGUGACUUCCCAGGGCCCGUUGCAGCAUCCUCCCAUUCUCACACCUGGGGGGGGCCCAGUUACUGUGUUUCAGCAGGGCCUUCCCCAAACUCACAUCCUGACAGGGCGCGUUACAAGUGUGGCCCCACCGGUUGCUGUCUCAGGACAGGCACAACCAGCCCCACAGCAGCCUGUCACCCAGGAGACGGUGGUACUGGCUCCUCCACAGUAUGUGGCUCACUCCACUCCCUGCUCCUCUCUGCAAAAUUUCCAAGUGGCCGGAGGCCAGGUGUUCACUAUUGCUGGCAUGCACAAUUCACAGAGCUCACGUGUCACCUUCCAAAACAUUGCUCCCAAACCUUCUCCGCCCCAGACUACCCUGGCAGCCCAAGCUGUGCAGCAGGGUGUGGUCAUCGUCAACUCCUCCCCCCAGCAGAGCCAAGCUUUCGCUCCAGCUCUCCAUCAGAUAGUACUGGCCAACACCUCCGCCAUCCCAGCCACUCAAGCCGUUCAGCUGGCUGGACAGUCGAGCAUGGCCACCUGUCCCCCACCGACACCCUGCACUUCACCUGGCGGUCCUAUGUCCCAGGUCCUGUCCACCCCCUCCAACCUACCCCAGGCCCCAGGCCCACCCCCCACAGUUAGCCAGAUGCUCUCUGUGAAACGCCAGCUGCAGCAGCACCCUGCAGCCCUAACACCUGGACAGCCUACCUCCACGGAGUCCAGCUUGAUCAAGCAGUUGCUGCUUCCAAAGCGGGGCCCUUCUACACCAGGAGGGAAGCUCAUCCUUCCCGCUCCGCAAAUCCCACCGCCCAACCACGCACGAGCCUCUAGUCCCCAUAUGGUUUACCAGGUGGCCAACAGCUCCAGUCCCAGUUUUGGAGUACAAGGCACGCCACAGACCCCCCAGGUCCUGGUGGGCCAACAGAAUGUGCAGCUAGUGCAGAGCCCCAUGCAGUCGCAUGGCGCAGUGCAUACCGUCCCUAUCUCAAACCUGCAAAUCCUGCCUGGUCCACUCAUCUCUUCCAGCAGCCCAGCCGCCAUUAUCCAAGGUACCCCCGGCAGCCAGAUGACUUUUACAGUUGUCCCCAAUACUGGGUUUGCUGCUGCCACUGUCAGCCAGUGCGGUGCAUCGCAGAACAUCGGCACUGAGGGUGCGGUGACACCAGCACAAAUGGCAGUCCCAAGCCCGCCUCUGGCCACCUCCCCAGCCCCCACACCUCCUUUCAAGGGGGACAAGAUAAUCUGCCAAAAGGAGGAGGAGGCUAAGGAUGCCACGGGGCUACACAUACACGAGCGCAAGAUCCAGGUGAUGGAGAACUCCCUUGCCGAGGGAGCUGUCAAAACAAGCAAUGGGGACUCAGCAGAGAUUGGGGCCCCCACCACCAGGCUGUUAAAUGGGAAGAAGUGUGCUGACUCCAGUCUACCUCCUUUCAACUCAGGGAAAAGCCAGGUGGAAGUUGGCCCGUGUUUUCAGAUCUCGAAUGGGCCCUUGUCUGAAGCAAAUGGGGUUCAGGGGGCAGGGCAGCCAGAUAUGGUGGAGUCCAAGGGUGACCCCAAGCGGUUUCUGGUGAAUGGGCUCUGUGACUUCGAAAGAGGGGAUGGUCCUCAUCUACACAAAAACAUUCCAAAUCACAAGGCUUCCAAACACUUGGGUAAUGGGGAAAUCCCUUCCCCGAAAUGGCAAGAGAGCCUAGACCCUCCUAAGCAAGACACUGCCAAAGCCAACCAAUUGGAGCGAAUGUCCAAUGGGCCUCUGGUGGCCUGUAACUCCAUGUCCAUUAUGAACGUGCAAGCGGAGGUGGCGCCCUCCCCCUGCGUGAAGAGCACCAGCAAUAGCGCCGAGGUCUCCAAUGGCCCCCUGCGGCCGAACCAGCAGCAGUACCAGGACCCUGUAUUCACAACCACCACAAUCCCCCACACCCCUUCUGCUGCCACAACAGACACUCUGCCCUCUAAUGGCACCGGGAACGAAAGCAGGGCUGCCAAGAGGCUGGCGCAGGAUUCAGACAGAACGGCCGUCUCUGGGAUACCCAGCAAAGUCGGGGUACGGAUAGUGACCAUCAGUGACCCCAACAAUGCAGGAAGCAGUGCCACAAUGGUGGCAGUUCCCGCGGGCGCUGACCCCAGCACAGUAGCGAAAGUAGCAAUAGAAAACACUGUGCAACAGAAGCAGCACCCAUCACCAUUUGUGCUGCCAGUUGUCGCUCAGCCACCAUCGAUACCAUCACCUUCCCCCCCACCCAAGACCACCAGUGAGACAUCCAUCCCCACACCCCCCCUGGUUGUAUCCCAAGCACCUGAGAGCCCCCUGGAGCAGGACAGGAAGCCUGGCCACAACUUCAAGUGUUUGUGGCAGUCCUGUAAACGAUGGUUUGAGACCCCAUCUCAGGUGUUUUACCAUGCGGCCACCCAGCAUGGAGGCAAGGACGUGUACCCUGGGCAGUGCCUGUGGACGGGAUGUGAACCGUUCCCACGCCAGAGACUGUCCUUCAUCACCCAUCUGCAGGAUAAACACUGUUCACGGGAUGCCCUGCUGGCUGGAUUAAAACUUGAGGAGCAGUCACAAAGGAGCAAUCUGAAAACACUCAGACCCCAGCCUGAGGCAAGUGUCCCCUCCACUCCAAGAGCACAAAAAGCUCUGGUCAAUCACCCCAGUGCUGCCCUCAUGGCCCUGAGGAGGGGAUCCCGAAACCUGGUGUUCAGGGACUUCUCUGAUGAGAAAGAGGGACCAAUAACCAAACAUGUCAGAUUGACAGCUGCCUUAACCUUGAAGAACAUCGCAAAAUAUUCAGACUGUGGCAGAAAGAGAUGCUUUUGUUCUUCCAUCAUUGCACACAUUGAAUGAGGCCCAGUUACCAGGAAGGCUGGUAAAGCACAACCUCCCCACCCCCAAAGACGACAGCCAGCAAUUUGUGUGUGGAUUGGGGUGCACAGACAGUUAUAGGAAAGUCUUAAAAUAAAAAUUAUAAAGGAAACUCACAAACUUGCGACAUUGAAUGCACUUGAGUGAAGGUAGUGUUGUGUGGGCAAGGAGUUGGUCUUGUAACCUAAAGGUUGCAAAACCUGCAUUGCUUCAGUAUAUGUCCAGCUGUAUAACUGGAUACAAUGUAAAUGCUAGGUAAAAAGUUGUGUAAGUCGCUCUGGAUAAAAGCGUCUGCUAAAUGCCUGUAAUGUAUUGUGACUUUAUCUGCAAAUGCAGAUUCAUCUCUUCACAUGCCUACUUUACAUUUGGGAAUGUCAUAUUGCAAAAUAUACAUGUAGAAACAUGCUGAUUUUCAUAUACAAAGUAUUGGGUAUUUGUGCAAAUGGGAAAACGUAUUCAAAAAUGUCUGUGUAUUUCUGCAAAUUGGUGCACGUUGAUUUAAAUAAUUUGAAAGACACAAGUUGAGAGUGAAACACAUUUGUGACUUAUCUCUUAUUUAUGGAUCCUGAUACAUGAAUUUGUCAAUAAUAUUGAGACUAAUCUCUCUCCAUAAGAGAUCUUCAUGGGUUUACAUGGACCUGAAUACCAAAGGUAGGACCCAAGACCCAAUGGGUUUGGGUCCACUGCUCUGACUAAUCUCUCUGGGUCAGAACUGAAGUAAUGACUUUGGUAACUGCAACUGAAACUAACUUACCCAAGUGGACUUUACCUGUUUUUACACUGUAAUUCUAACUGGCAACAGGCUGCACAUUUUAUUCGUGAGAAAAAGGCAUGCUACUUGCUCAGGAAUGUUGUUAGAGGCGAUAACCCCAGUGCCUUACAUCACAAGCAGACAUAAACAAAAACACUAUUUGGACCAUAUAAUAUUUGAAAUUACAAAUUCAUAGUCAAUGUUAGUAAAAAAUAAAUAACAUUUUUUUGUUGGAAAAUUUACUCUGCAUUUCUCUGCAAGCUCUGUGGAUUGUUCUGUUUUUUAUUGUUUGACUACAUUACAGUCAUGAAUAAAUGUUCUGAAUAAUUAUCAUAUUUUUUUCGGGAUGUUUCUAUUAAGUUGGCAUUUCAGUCCAAAGACCUUUUUAGUACAUUCAACCAGUAAGGUAGAGGUUGAACUUACAUAUGUGUGGACACCCCGAAGUUGAUUCAGUGUAUAUGGUGGUCUUCACCUGGAAAUCAGUUGGUCCAUUUCACUGAUCAUUAAAAAGACAGCUGUUGGGCACAUAUGCAAAAUAAUACGAACGUAUAAAAAGUGAGCUAUAAGAAAAUAAGAUGUAAAGACACUUCAGGUUGAUUGCUGUGUAGCUUCAUUUUGUAAAAUGCAACAUCGUAUUACAAGUUUUUAAGUACUGUUUUGCACUUGUUCAGGGCAACUUGAAUGCAUUGUACAGCUGUGGUUGUGUAUCACCUGAUGUGCAGCAGAUCUCCUUUAACCAAGUAAUUCAUUGUGUCAUUUAGAAAUAAUGGGCUUAAGAAAGUGACAACAUAGAGAGAGCUGGCUGCUUUAAAAGAAGCAUUAUUGAAAAGGAAGCCUUUUUGGAUUUUGGUGUUACUAUCAAUGUCACCAUUUCGGUUGAAUGAGGAGUUGGACAUUAUUGUUUUGAUUGGACUUGAUCUUUAGAAUUGGUGAACUUUGAUCACUUGUAGGUCUAUAUUUAUUGUUGUUCGAACAAAUAUAUUUUCUAUGGAGUGUUGAUAUUAGAUAGAAUAAAUGCUCCUUUAUUUAGCAGGGCGAUAUGUCAUAUACAUUGCACUGUUAUGCGUUGUGCCAGUGGAUGGCAUUCUGUAAGCAUUUGUCCUUAAUUUUGACUAACAGCCAAACACUAUAAUUAUUGUUAUUCACGGAUUGGCAAGUUCAGAAAUCACACGAUAUCCCAUAAUGACAAAGCAAACAGGUUUUUAGAAAUCUUUGCAAAUUUAUUAAAAAUAAAAAACUGAAAUAUCACAUUUACAUAAGUAUUCACACCCUUUAUUGAGUACUUUGUUGAGGCACCUUUGGUAGCCUCACACCAGUUUGGCACACCUGUAUUUGGAGUAUUUCUCCCAUUCUUCUCUGCAGAUCCUCUCAAGCUCUGUCAGGUUGGAUGGGGAGCGUUGCUGCACAGCAAUUUUCAGGCCUCUUCAGAGAUGUUUGAUCGGGUUCAAGUCCGGGCUCUGGCUGGGCCACUCGAGGACAUUCACAGACUUGUCCCAAAGCCACUCCUGCGUUGUCUUGGCUGUGUACUUAGGGUCAUUAUCCUGUUGGAAGGUGAGCCUUUGCCCCAGUCUGAGGUCCUGAGCUCUCUGGCGCAGGUUUUCAUCAAGGAUCUCUGUACUUUGCUCCGUUCAUCUUUCCCUCGAUCCCGACUAGUCUCCCAAUUCCUGCCACUGAAAAACAUCCUCACAGCGUAGUGCUGCCACCACCAUGCUUCACCAUAGGGAUGGUAUUAGCCAGGUGAUGAGCGGUGCUUGGUUUCCUCCAGAUGUGACGCUUGGCAUGACGCGUGGCCGAAGAGUUCAAUCUUGGUUUCAUCAGACCAGAGAAUCUUGUUUCUAAUGGUCUGAGAGUCCUUUAGUUGCCUUUUGGCAAGCUCCAAGUGGGCUGUUCUGUGCCUUUUAUAGAGGAGUAGCUUCUAUCUGGCCACUCUACCAUAAAGGCCUGAUUGGUGAAGUGCUGCAGAGAUGGUUGUCUUUCUGGAAGGUUCUCCCAUCUCCACAGAGGAACUCUGGAGCUCUGUCAGGGUGGCCUCCCUGAUCAAAGCCCUUCUGCCCCAAUUGCUCAGCAGAAAUUUUUUUGUACCCUUCCCCAAAUCUGUACUUCAACACAAUCCUGUCUCAGAAGUCUACGAACAAUUCCUUCGACUUCAUGGCUUGGUUUUUGCUCUGACAUGCACUGUCAACUGUGGGACCUUAUAUAGACAGGUGUAUGCCUUUCCAAAUCAUGUCCAAUCAAUUGAAUUUACCACAGGUGGAUUUCAAUUUGUCAGCAGCCAUACCACCAUGCACCCUGCUCCUACCAAAUGGGUGAAGCUAAGCAAGUGUGGGCUUGGUUAGUACUUGGAUGGGAGACCACCAGGGAAUACUGAGUUGCUACUGAAAGUGGUGUUGGUGGGCCUGCAGGGCCAAAUAACCCCCAAUGCCCCAGUGCAGUGACAGGGACACUGUACUGUAGGAGAUGGUGUCUUUCGUAUGAGACGUUAAACUGAGGUCCUGACAAGCUUUGGUCAUUAAAGAUCUCAUGACACUUGUCGCAAAGAGUAGGGGGUUCCCUGGUGUCCUGGCUAAAUUCUCAAUCUGGCUCUCUCCAAAUUGCCACCUAAUCAUCCCUUGAUUUAAUUGGCUAAAAAAUGUUCUCUCCCUCUCCACAUUAGGUGAGCGUUCUGGCACAAAAUGGCUGCCGUGCAUCACCCAAGUGGGUGCUGCACAUUGGUGGUGGGUGAAGUGAGUUCCCACUCAUCACUGUAAAGCACUUUGAGCGUUCAGAAAAGUGCUGUAUAAGUGCAAUGAUUCAUUCAUUCAAUCAGUCAAGUUGUAAAAACAUCUGAAGUAUGAUCAAUGGAAACAGGAUGCACCAAUUUUGAGUGUCAUAGCAAAGGGUCUGAAUAUAAUGUAAAUGUGAUAUUUCAGUUUUUCAUUUUUAAUAAAUUAGCAAAAAUUUGGUGUCAUUAUGGUGUAUUGUGUAGGUUGAUGAGGAUAAAAAUGAAUUUAAUCAAUUUUAGAAUAAGGCUGUACAAAAUGUGGAAAAAGUGAAGGGGUCUGAAUACUUUCCGAAGGCACUGUAUAAAGGCAGCUGUUGGUUGAAUCAUUGCUAUUGUUCAGUUCAUAACUUUGUGUUGUAAUUAUUUCAUUCACAGAUGUUUCAGUAAUUGGGGAAAAAUACACAUUAGAGACAGUCCAUACCAAUGCCUAGCAGGAGAUUUGCUGCAAAUCAGUUGAUACCCUACUCCAGGUGUACACUGCAUUCAAGUUUACAUAAACCUACAGUACUUCGGAGAGUACUAUGUCUGUUUUAGUUUUGGAAGCGGCACUGUAGUAUAAUGGGUAAGGAACUGGGCUUUUAACCCAAAGGUUAAAUGUAAAGGGGCCCAGGUUUGAUUCUUAGGUAGAACACUGCCGUUGUACCCUUGAGAAACGUACUUACCCUGCAUUGCUUCAGUAUAUGUCCCGCUGUAUAAAUGGAUCCAAUGUAAUUGCAUGUAAAAGUUGUGUAAGUCGCUCUGGAUAAAUGCCUGUAAUGUAAUGUAAUGGCUGCCUGCCAACUGUUUGGUGAAAUGGAUCUUUUGACUUCCAGGUGAAGAUUAUCAACUGAAUCAACUUAAUUGUGCUCAAGUUGGACCUUUAUAUUGCUGGUUGAAUGUCUUUAGACAUCUAAAAAUCAUGUAUUUGAAUAUGGUGUUUAUUCUGAACAUUUCUUUAUGUUGGGGGAUUUCUUUUACCAGCCUUCUGUUAAAAAAGAAAAAAAAAAAAAAAAGAAAACCAUGUAGGCUGACCUUCUGAAAAUAGUAUGAAGUAAUAAAGACUAUUUUAUAGCAUAAUAAGACCUAAUUUUUUAUUUCGCAAAUUCAU